AUGACUCUCAUCUCUUUACUUCUGCUGGCUACUCUGGUGCCAUCCCCUACCCGAUCUGAUGUGGGUAUAAUAAAUGGCACAGAGGCUAAACCACAUUCAAGGCCCUACAUGGUUUCUGUUCAAAGAAAUGGAAAGCACACCUGCGGUGGCUUCCUUGUCUCAGAGCACUUCGUCAUGACGGCUGCACACUGCUGGAAUUAUUCUAAUAUAGGGGAAAAGCUGACUGUUGUGCUGGGCGCUCAUGAGCUGCAAAAGAGCAACUCUGCUUUGGGCCGCGUGGCAGUGAAGUUCUAUCACAUCCACCCAAUGUAUGACUCAGAACGUCUCUUAAAUGACAUCAUGCUGCUGCAGGGUGACUCCGGAGGGCCUUUAGUGUGUAAGGGUACUGCAGUCGGCAUUGUUUCAUUCACAGAUAGCAAAAGCUGCAAUUCACCCAAGAUGUUGCCCAACGUCUACACCAAGAUCUCCAAAUUUCUGCCCUGGAUUAAUGGUAUUGUAGGAAGCAUGAAGUGAACACCUGGUUAAUAACCAAUAAACAUGCUA
This is a messenger RNA of Astyanax mexicanus (Mexican tetra), 543 nucleotides long. RefSeq names its product cathepsin G-like. The transcript has 4 exons. Gene Ontology annotation, biological process: proteolysis. Gene Ontology annotation, molecular function: serine-type endopeptidase activity. The coding region runs from base 1 to 513 and encodes 170 amino acids. The record is from RefSeq and is a predicted model, not a curated record. Lineage: Eukaryota; Metazoa; Chordata; Actinopteri; Characiformes; Acestrorhamphidae.